AUGGAAGCAUUGGUAACUGAUAAAGAUAUUAGUAUUAAAAAUGAUAAUGGAAAUGAAAAUAACAGUGAAUUAUUAAUUGAACAUCCAAAUUUAAAUGAUCACGAUAAUGAAUUAAAUUAUGAAAAAAAGGAUGAUAUGGAUAUACCAAUGAAUUUUAAUGAUCAAGAUAAAUUAGAUGUACCAUCUUUAGUAGAAAUAUGUAAGCAACAACUAAUUGUAAUAUUAAAAGAUAUGUGUGCAGAUUCUAAUAAUUCAGAUGAAAAAGCAUCUUUUAUGUAUCAUUUAAAUAGAUUAAGAAGUGCAGUAACAGUAGUGGAUUUACAUAAUUAUAUAGCUGUAUUUGGUCCAUGUUUAAGUUAUAAUAAAUUACCCUCUACUUGGAAUAUAUCUGUAUGUGAUUAUUUAAAACAGCAACUAAAUAUACUUAGAGCUGCUGAUUCUCAGCAAAAUUCUAAUAAUUUUAUGAAUUAUUAUGAAUUACAUAAUGAUUUUGAUGAUGUAAUAAAUGAAAAAAAAAUGAGCACUAAUAAUUCAAUACAAGGAAAUAUUAAUUCAAAUAAUAUAAAUUCUCAGUCUUCCAUGAAAGGAACGAUGCAUAUGAAUUCUACGAAUAAUAGUAUGAAUUAUUCAUUUUGUGAUCAAGAUGAUAAGAUGGUUGAAGAUUAUUAUGAAUGUUUAAUGAGGACAAAGUUAUCUGAAGAAUCACCUGAUUGCUUAAAAUAUAUGAUGAACACAAAAAAUGACUCUUUAAGUAAUACAGAGGUAGAAAAUGUAAUAUCAUAUUUAAAAAAAUACGAAGUCAAAUCUAAUAAAAAUUCAAAUAAAAUGGAAGAUGAUACCAAGUAUAAUAAAGAUUCUGAUUAUGAUUAUCAAGAGGAGUAUUUAAAGGACAAAGCAUUAUAUGAUUCUGAUAUAGAUGAACAACAUCAUAUUGAAAAUAGUAUGCACAAUAAUCGAACUAUUAAUGAUAACGUAAAUAAUUUAGCUAAUAAUAAUACUAAUACUAACAAUAAUAAUAAUAAUAAUACAAAUAAUAGUAAUGUGAGUAAUAAAAACGGAAGUUUAAAAUCAGAUAGAAUGAAAAAGAAUGACGUCAAUAAUUGGACUAGAUCAAAUACAGAGGGGCAUCCUGAAUAUCUUCCCAGAAUACCAGGGGUACGAUUUAACCCCAAAAAACAACAAUGGUUAGCUGCAUGGAAUGAUAACACUAGGGAAAUAAGGAGAUAUUUUUCUGUAAAGCAAUAUGGAUUUGAGCAAGCUCGAAUUUUAGCUGUAAAAGCAAGGCAAGAAGCAGAAAAAGCAGGUGCAAGAUGUAAGCCAAUGUUUCAUGUGCAUGGUAGGAAAGCAGUAGAUACAUUAUCCAACGAUAUAAUGAAAAAUGAUAUGGAAGAAAAUUAUAACAAUACACUUUCAAAUAAUGCUAUUGGUAAUGAUUUAUUAAAUAAAAAAGAACUAAUUAAAUCUGAAAAUAAAGGGUUAAAAAGAGGAAGAGGAAGACCUCCUAAAAGGAAAUUAAGUGAAGAUUCUCAAUUAUCAUUAGAUGAUGUAGAACAAAAUUUUUGUAGAAAUAAUGAAAAUAUGGAAUUAAUGGAAUGCAUGGAAUCUUUUGAUAAGGAUUGCACAAGACCUAUGAAAGGAGUAUCUUACAAUGAUAGAAAAGGUUCUUGGCUUGCUUAUUGGUCAAUCGGGAAAAAUUUUCAAAUGAGAAGAUUUCCUAUAAAAAAAUUAGGAUUUGAGAAAGCAAAAGAAUUAGCUAUACAAUGUAGAUUAGAAGCAGAGCAAGCUGGUGCAACAACAACAGAAAAUAGAACAAAGCGUAUGAGGAAUUUAUUAACUCUUAAUUCAGAUAAUACUCUAGAAGCAAUGAUGGAGCAUAAUUCGUUAGAAAAUGAUGAAAAUUUAAAUGAUAAAAAUGUUAAUGGGAAUAUAUUAGUUUCGCAAAUGCAAAAUUUUGGUAAUACUACAAUGAAUAAUAAUAUUCCACCGACAAAAAUGCCUCAUAGUGAUGAACAAGAGAGUGAAAUUGAUUUUUCUCCAACUAAAAGAACGCGAGCACCAAGAGGAAGAAGAAUGGAAAGUUUAACUGCGCGAGCUAGUGCACUAACUCCUGUUGAAGGAGUUCGAUUUGAUCCUUAUUCUUAUUCUUGGUUUGCUAAAUAUUUAGAAAAUGAAAAUUCCAAGGAGCCAAAAAUCUCUAAAUACUUAUUAAAAAAAUGGGGAUUUAAUAAAGCACAUAGUUUAGCUGUGCACACUGUAAAAUGCGCCUAUAAGGCAGUUCCAUUUACUGAUGAAGAAUUAAUUAAUAUAUUUAAUGUAGAUGCAAAAAAUCUUAUUAAUAAUCAGAACAGUUUAAUAAAUUUAGGAUUUAAUGAUACAUUUCAUAAUAAUAAUAAUAAUAUGAAUAACAAUAAUUUGAAUACUAAUAAUUUUAAUAAUAUUAACAAUAAUAAUAGUAAUAAUAAUAUUAUGAAUAACCUGAAUAUUAUGAAUAAUACUAUCAAUAGUAAUAUGGAUAAUAAUAUAAACAAUAAUUUUAAUAACAUUAAUAGUUAUAAUGGCAAUACUAAUAGUAUUAGUAUUAUUAAUAAUAAUUUAAAUAACAAUAUUGAUAACAACGUUGAUAAUAGCAAUAUAAAUAGUAAUAAUAAAGUUAAUAUUAAUAACAGUAGUGGUAGUAGUAAUAAUAAUAUUAAUAGCAAUAAUAAUAAUAAUAAUUUAAUAAAUAAUAAUAAUAAUGACUUAAAUAUAAAUACAAAUAAUAAAAUAAAUAUUAUGAAUAAUUAUGCUUUUAAUAAUAAUAAUAAUAUGAAUAAUGAUAAUGUAAAUAAUAUAAAUAAUUAUAAUAUAAAUAAUAAUAAUGCACCCAAAACUGGAAAUAUAAUUAGUAGUAAUUUAAUUUCAAGUAACUUAAAUAAUAGUUUAAAAACAAACAUUGGUAAUAUAAAUAAUAUGGAUAAUAAUAAAUUGAGCAAUUUUAUGAACAAUCAUAAUAUAAAUAAUAAUAAUUAUUGUCCUGGUGAAAUUUUGAAUACAAACAUUUUAGAUGAAAAUCAUAUUAAUAUGAUAAAUGCAAAUAGUAAAGUAGACAACAGUAGUAAUAGCAAUAAUAAUACAAAUGUGAUAAAUAGUAACUCAGAAAAUCAUAUGAAUAUUAAUGGUUGUAUUUUAAAUAAUAAUGUUAUUGACUAUCAUAAUCAAAAUAAUAACAUAAAAAUUAGUGCACAUUUAACUAAUGUAGUAUCAUCAAAUCCAGUAGAUAAUAUAAUGACACCUCAUAUUAACGAAAUUCCUAUAAAUCAUACAAAUGAUGCUAAUGUUAGUUCGGUAGAUGCAAAUUAUAAUAUUUCUUCAAACAAUAACAAUAAUAAUUCAAAUAUUAACUCAGAAAAUGCAAUUAAUAGCGAAACAAUUAAUUUAAAUAGUAAUGAUAUUAAUAAUGAAAAACAUACUGCUUUAAAUAAUAUUGAGCAUCCUAUGGAUAAUAGAAAUAUUUUAAAUAUAAUAAAUGAACAAACCAAUUUGGAUAAUAACUCAAAUAUUGAUAACAGUAACAGCUAUUCAAAUAAUCAUUACUCUAAAAAUCCAAACAAUAAUUUUAAUUCUUACACUAAUGACAGUGCAAAUGCAAACAAUUUAAUUAACACUAGUCAGAAUGAACCUAGUGAUUCAUCUUUGUAUUAUAUGAAUGUAAAACCAGAAAUAAAAACGGAGCAAUAA
Plasmodium relictum is the source of this 3717-nucleotide messenger RNA. RefSeq names its product transcription factor with AP2 domain(s), putative (gene ApiAP2). The coding region runs from base 1 to 3717 and encodes 1238 amino acids. The transcript has a single exon. NCBI's taxonomy places the organism in Eukaryota, Apicomplexa, Aconoidasida, Haemosporida, Plasmodiidae. The record is from RefSeq and is a predicted model, not a curated record. Gene Ontology annotation, molecular function: DNA-binding transcription factor activity. Gene Ontology annotation, biological process: regulation of DNA-templated transcription.